AUGCGUGGAGGAUCUCAUCCUGGUAUACCACAUCACCGCGACAACCAAAUGGCCCAAGGAACUCCGCCGCUCCUACAGGAGAAGAAGCUGUACACCUUUGUUGGCUUUUCCAUUGGAGGCGACAAGGAUAAGCUAAAGUUGUCUGGUUUAGAGAUCAACCCCGACAAGUACGUCGACUUGCAGCGCAAAUGGAGAGUUCCAAACAAUGGAAAGAAGUGGCAGUCUUUGGCUGAGUUUGCAGGCAGCCUCAUCCACCCAUCCUACAAGGAAAUGAAGCAGAAGAUCGACAGGAAAUCGGACCACCUACUAUGGGGGGACAGCCCACUUCCAAACAAGCUCAUCGAGUAUGCCACGAAAGAUGCGUACGUCACCUACGAGGCAUGGAAGAAAAUCGAAAUCACCAAAGAAGGUUUGGAGCUCUGGCAAGAGGCGGAGGAUCAUUGGGAUGACCCCUACUACUGGGGAUAUUGA
Triticum turgidum subsp. durum (durum wheat) is the source of this 471-nucleotide messenger RNA. NCBI's taxonomy places the organism in Eukaryota, Viridiplantae, Streptophyta, Magnoliopsida, Poales, Poaceae. The record is from the annotation of a GenBank genome assembly.